Ipomoea nil (Japanese morning glory) is the source of this 1171-nucleotide messenger RNA. Its product is annotated as F-box/kelch-repeat protein At1g80440-like. The transcript has 2 exons. The record is from RefSeq and is a predicted model, not a curated record. Bases 241 to 876 code for a protein of 211 amino acids. Gene Ontology annotation, biological process: negative regulation of cytokinin-activated signaling pathway; regulation of phenylpropanoid metabolic process. Gene Ontology annotation, molecular function: protein binding. Lineage: Eukaryota; Viridiplantae; Streptophyta; Magnoliopsida; Solanales; Convolvulaceae.
ACUUGUAAAAAUUUGAAUAGAAUAAUUCCAAAAUUGUAAAGAAGUUUCUAAAAGUUUGGAUCCCAUACAACUUAGAAUUCGGCAACCCUAACAAAGCUACAUUGGUUUUGGCCCCAAAGCUUAAUAAAGACGCUAUUUAUUGUUUCCUUUCAUCUUCAAGAACCCAACCCAAAACUCUGAAAUAUAAUAAUCUGCAAUAUAAUUCUGCUCCGAUCACUUGCUUUUCUCUGUUUUCUUGCAAUGGAGCUGAUUCCCGGUCUUCCCAACGUCUUAGCUUUUGAAUGUCUUAUUCGGAUUUCGUUUGAUCAGUUUCCCAAGGCUUCAUCUGUAUGUAGAGCAUGGAAAGCUGUGAUUAAGCAGCCGGAGUUCCUCCGGCGCCGGAAAGCUUCUGGUCUAACCCGACCUGUCAUUGCCAUCUGUCAGUCAAGGUUUAGUUUAAGCAGAUUGGAUACAGUGGGUUUCCGGCUCACGCUAUUCGACCCGGUGAAAAGGCGUUGGCAUGAUUUUCCGCCGAUACCGGAGGUGGUGGAAAGGAUGCCGGUGUUAUGUAGCGUGGUCGGUAUUGGGGCGGAGCUGGCGGUGAUAGGGGGGUGCGAUCCGGUGACACGGCGGUAUCUGAAUUCAGUUUUCAUCUACAACUUCUUCUCCGCCACGUGGAGGCGCGGCGCCGAUAUGCCAGGCGAGGACCGCCUGUUCUUCGGAUGUGCGGCGUCGGAGGAUGGCGGGACAGUGGUGGUCGCCGGCGGACGGAGCUCGACCACUACCUUAGCGCUGAAAUCAACGUUGGCGUACGACGUGGCAAGGGACACGUGGACGACGUUGUCGGACAUGUCAAUCGGGCGAUACGUGUGCACGUGCGUGUUCCAAUGUGGGUAAUAUACAAAAUCAGGAAAAGAUGUGACGUGGUUGCAUUAGAGGACGACACAUGGGUGUUCGUCACGCGCGUCCCCGACUCUACAUCCGACGUGACAUAUGUGACAGGGUGGCAGGGGAAUAUGAUGGUGAUAAAUACAAAAGGUGGUGAAAUUCAUAGUGCUUAUGUGCUAGAAUUGAAGAGUAAAAAAUGGACGAAAGUAAAAAUCCCACGUAAGUAUCGCGGUUAUGUUCAUUUUGGUUAUUAUUGUCAUAUACACAUCUAAAAGGAACAAUUUUAUUUUGUCCUUAAAUUAGC